CAUGCCGGACCUCAAACAGAGAGGGGGAUAAAACAGAGCACGAGAGUGUCCUCCUCCUGAAUGAACGUCACUUACAGCAGCAGCGCCUUCACGCUCCGCUGCUCCCCGCUGCUUUAAGUAUUCCCGCAAUAUUAGAGGAGUCAUGAAUCACAAUUAUUCUGAGGAGGAGGUGUAGCAGCGAGGCGGACGGACGGAGCACCGCACACUGGAUCAGAGCGCCGGAUCGGGAAGAACAGAACCGAGACCUGGACGAACAGUGCAGUGUAGGAGAAAUCAUUUGAGCUGGGGAAGAAAAAAAAGUUUUUGCUCCGUGCGGUCAUGAGGAGUUGAGAAAGGAGCGCGUUUUUCUUCGGGCGAGCGUGUGUCGUGCAGUCGCGUGUCCUUCUGCUCUAAACGAGCUCGCUUUUUUUUGUCCAGAUGUUGGUGCACACCUAUUCCUCCACGGACCGCCAUGAUGGGGUACCGAGCCACAGUUCCAGACUGUCCCAGCUGGGUUCGGUCUCUCAGGGUCCGUACUCCAGCGCUCCGCCGCUCUCUCACACACCUUCCUCGGACUUCCAACCACCGUACUUUCCCCCGCCGUACCAGCCGCUGCCGUAUCACCAGAGCCAGGACCCGUACUCACACGUCAGUGACCCGUACUCUCUGAACGCCCUUCACCAGCAACAGCAGCACCCGUGGGGCUCCCGGCAGCGGCAGGACGUGGGCACGGAGAGCGGAGGUUUACUGCCGCAGCCUCGAGCCUCUUUACCGCAGCUCUCGGGUCUGGACCCCCGGCGGGACUACACCGUGCGCCGACCGGACGUGCUGCUCCACUCCACGCACCACGGGCUCGAGGCAGGAAUGGGAGACGGUCUGUCCCUUCAUGGCCUGGCGCACGGCAUGGAGGAUAUGCAGGCCUUGGAGGACGCAAACAACGGGAUGAACAUCCUGGAUCAGUCAGUUAUUAAAAAAGUUCCAGUUCCACACAAGAGCGUCGCUUCUCUGAUGAUGAACAAAGACGGUCUAAUCGGCGGGAUCACCGUGAACGCCAACGAGGUCUUCUGCACGGUUCCCGGCCGCCUGUCGCUUCUUAGCUCCACAUCCAAAUACAAAGUGACGGUCGGCGAGGUCCAGCGGCGCCUCUCUCCGCCGGAGUGCCUCAACGCCUCGCUGCUUGGCGGGGUUCUACGGAGAGCGAAGUCGAAAAACGGCGGAAGAUCACUGAGGGAAAAGCUGGAGAAAAUCGGCUUGAAUUUGCCCGCGGGGAGACGCAAAGCUGCGAAUGUCACUUUACUGACGUCUCUGGUAGAAGGAGAAGCUGUUCAUUUGGCUCGGGACUUCGGCUACAUUUGUGAAACUGAAUUUCCCACAAAGGCCGUGUCUGAAUAUCUGAACAGACAGCACACGGAUCCAAACGAACUGCACUCACGAAAGAACAUGCUGCUGGCCACAAAGCACUUGUGUGUGCCUUGGAACAUGAGCAGUAUAUCCCUGGUGGGGAUAUACUGCUCAUGUAUUGCAAAAUUGUCAGUUGUCCCCAAACCUCCCUUUGGGGUCCUCAAUUGGAAAAUAAUUCAGAAAUAA
This is a messenger RNA of Sinocyclocheilus grahami, 1566 nucleotides long. RefSeq names its product transcription factor AP-2-beta-like. Gene Ontology annotation, biological process: anatomical structure development; regulation of transcription by RNA polymerase II; regulation of cell population proliferation. Gene Ontology annotation, cellular component: nucleus. Gene Ontology annotation, molecular function: RNA polymerase II transcription regulatory region sequence-specific DNA binding; DNA-binding transcription factor activity, RNA polymerase II-specific. Bases 418 to 1566 code for a protein of 382 amino acids. NCBI's taxonomy places the organism in Eukaryota, Metazoa, Chordata, Actinopteri, Cypriniformes, Cyprinidae. The record is from RefSeq and is a predicted model, not a curated record. The transcript is spliced from 7 exons.